AUGGCUUGCAGACAAAUUCAACGCAGCUCUUCAUCACGAACGAAGAAUUUUGACGUGUUUGUUAGCUUUAGAGGUGAUACUCGUAACGGUUUUACUGAUCACCUUUUUGCUGCUCUUCAGAGAAAAGAUGUUCUGGCCUUCAGAGACGACCAAACAAUAAAAAAAGGGGAAUUCUUGGAGUCUGAGCUCUUGCGCGCAAUUGAAGGGUCACGAGUUUUCAUUGUUGUCUUCUCGAAGGACUAUGCAUCAUCCACAUGGUGCAUGAAAGAGCUUACGAAGAUCGUGGAAACAGGUCGAAGUUUGCUCCCUAUCUUCUAUGAUGUCACUCCUUCUGAGGUCCGAAAACAGAGUGGAGAGUUUGCAGAAGCUUUUGCUCAACACGAAGAAAGGUUCAAAGAUGACUUGGAAAUGCUAAAAAAAUGGAGGGAAGCGCUCAAAACAAGUGCCGAUCGUUGUGGGUGGGAUAUACAAAAUAAGCAACAAAAUGAAGAAAUCGAAAACAUUGUUGAAGAGGUAAUCAACAUAUUGGGUUAUAAUCAAAUUUUGAGUUUUGGAGAUGAUUUUGUUGAUAUGCAUUCUCGUGUUAAAAAAUUGGAAGAAUUUCUGGAUUUGGGUGCAAAUGAUGUUGUUGGGCUUGUGGGAAUUCGUGGGAUGGUGAAGAAACUUCUAGACUAUCGAGAAUUUUAUCCUGACAUUGGUAUGAAAGUUCUGAUUGAGAAAUCACUUAUUAGUUGUCGAGAUGGGGAGAUUCAAAUGCAUGACUUGUUGCAAGAGUUGGGGAAGAGUAUUGUCAGAGAAGAAGCACCCAAGGAACCAAGAAAGUGGAGCAGGUUAUGGGACUACAAGGAUCUCCAAAAAGCCAUGAAAAUAAAUACGGAAGCCAAAAAUCUUGAAGCUAUAGUUAUUGAACAACGUCCAGAAGAGUUUCUACAAGAAAGAAUAAGAGUGGAUGCUCUGUCAAAAAUUAAUCACCUUGAAUUGCUCAUACUUCAGAAUGUGAACACUUUUGGAUCUCUGAAUUGUAUUUCUAAUGAACUGAGGUAUCUGAAUUGGGAUAACUUUCCUUUCGUGUCUUUGCCAUCAACUUUCGAGCCAGAUCAACUUGUAGAAUUGCAACUGCGUUAUAGCAAUAUCAAGAAAUUAUGGGAAGGCACAAAGAUGCCAGACUUAACAGGGGUUCCUCAUCUUACGAGUCUUCUACUAGAAGGAUGUAUAGAACUUGUCCAGAUAGAUCCAUCCAUUGGUAUUCUAAGAGAACUUAUUGAUCUGGAUUUGAAAAAUUGUAAAAAUCUUGUCCUUAAUCUGAAUAUUAUUUUUGGGCUCGGUUCUCUAAGAAGCUUAAAUCUCUCUGGAUGUUCAAAAUUACUGAAUAGUAAGAUGUUAAUGGAGCCAAGAGACACACAACAUUUGGAAAAAGUUGAUAAAAAUACAAGUGUCGUCCAACGGUCAACAUCCUCUGUAUACAAACUUCUAAUAUUGCCUUUCAAUUUUCUAUCCUCUCCAAAACCUGAAGAUUCCCUUGGUUUGUUGUUACCUUAUUUAUCUCGUUUCCAACGUUUGUCAUAUCUUGAUCUGAGCUUUUGCAAUCUACUUCAAAUCCCUGAUGCAAUCGGGAACUUGCAGUCUUUAGUUGGACUAAAUUUAGGAGGAAACAAAUUUGUGACACUACCUUGUACCAUCAAGCAACUUUCCAAACUUGAAAUGUUGAACUUGGAGCACUGCAAGCAACUAAAAUAUUUGCCCGAGCUUCCAAUAACAAAAGACAAAACAAUUGGCAAAUAUUGGUGGCGAUUAUACAUUUUUUACUGCCCCAGUUUGAGUGAUAUAGAACACUGCUAUAGAAUGGUUUUUUCUUGGAUGACGCAAAAUCUUGAGGUUUACUUCCAACGAAUUACUUCCUCUGCUAUGAUGGAAAUUGUUAUUCCUGGGACUCAAAUUCCAAAGUGGUUCAAUAAACAAAAUGCUCGUGGUUCAAUAAGUGUGGAUCUAUCUUCUGUUAUAGAUGAUCCAAAUUGGAUAGGUGUUGCCUUUUGUAAGGCUUGUCCUCCCACUUCUAUAUCACGAAAGAAGGCUUGUGCAAUGGCUUGCAGUAGCAUCCAUACUAGCUCUUCAUCACGCACAGGAAAUUUCGACAUGUUCGUAAGCUUUAGAGGUGAGGAUACUCGUAAUGGUUUUACCGAUCACCUUUUUGCUGCUCUUCAGAGAAAAGGUGUUGCCUUCAGAGAUGACCAAAAAAUCAAGAAAGGGGAGCUCUUGGACCCUCAGCGAUUGCAGGCUAUCGAAGGAUCGCGUGUUUUCAUUGUUGUCUUCUCAAAGGACUAUGCAUCAUCCACAUGGUGCAUGAAAGAGCUCACAAAGAUUGUGGAUUCGGUUGAAGAAACAGGCCGAAGUGUGCUUACCUGUUUUCUAUGA
Messenger RNA from Sphenostylis stenocarpa, 2412 nucleotides. Lineage: Eukaryota; Viridiplantae; Streptophyta; Magnoliopsida; Fabales; Fabaceae. The record is from the annotation of a GenBank genome assembly.